AAAAGUUACCCUGCGAGACUGCUCGGGGUGCGGCAAUGGGCAAAAAAAUGAAGCGGAACCUUAUCCGCCGCGAAACGGCGCGAACGGAGCCUGGCGGCGGAAACACCGAAGACGAGGCCGGUGCAUUUAGGCCUCCUGUAGCAGAAGUUGUGGGGACAGCGCGCAAGAAACGGGAUCGUAAUGUUGUGGCCCUUUCUGCCAUCGUAGUUCCUGAUCCGAAGCAUUUCCAGAUAUACGCACGCCUAUCUACAGAGUGCGUAACUGAGGGGAAGGAGCUCUCGAAGUGUAUCAAACGACAAAGGGAGAGAGAGGGCGGGUACUUACCGCUCUUCGCGUCCCGUCAAACAGCAGCAAGAGAGGCUUCGGCGAUCUCCAACGCCAAAGUGCGAGAACCCUCCACGAAGGCUAUCGCAAAGCGCAGGGGCGAGAGCGUGCCGCGAACAAUAACGGCCAAACAUUGCGAGCUAUGAAAGCCCCCACCGCAAAGACUCCUCCCCCUCUCCACCGGCUCGCGAAAGCGGUGGGCGUCGGCGAACGCAGAUCCCGCCCUCGCGCUCCGCCCAUGCCCCGCCACGAGAGCCGCGGCAAUAACGAAGAGCGCGCUGUCGGACUGGCCGAGGAUAGCCGCUCGAUGAGGGACGCGGUCGAGCUGAGCCUCCAGAGCUGUCGUGCCGCGGUGGCCGGCAACGAGCCGCGGUUCCUGCCCGUGGUCGGAAGCGGCGCAACCAGCACCGGUGCCAGGCCUUUCCGGCCGCCGAGCAGCGUCACGGUGAGCGGCGUGGCCACCAAUGCUACAGCGUUGGCCACACCUUACGAACUGGCCGCGAGGACGCAUCAGGAGUCUUCGCUGUCAAUGACGACGUCCAAGUCCGGCAAGUCUUCCAAGACUUGCUCGUCCAAGGCGAAAAGCAAGGAGGACACGCCGAGGCCCGCAAGUGACGGCAAGGCUCCACCGGUGAAGCCGCCUUACUCUUACAUCGCCCUGAUCACCAUGGCGAUCCUGCAGAGCCCCGAGAAGCGCUUGACACUCUCCGGAAUCUGCGAGUUCAUUCGGAACCGGUUCCCCUUCUACCGGGACAAGUAUCCCAUGUGGCAGAAUUCGAUACGGCACAACCUUUCGCUCAACGACUGUUUCGUGAAAAUCCCCCGUGAGCCCGGCAACCCCGGGAAGGGAAACUACUGGACGCUGGACCCGGCCAGCGAAGACAUGUUCGACAACGGCAGCUUCCUGAGACGCCGCAAGCGAUACAAGCGCCAGCCACCGGACCCGCUCGGUGACGGUUUCUUCUUCGGAGAUCUGCUCAGGCACCAUCCUCUCUUUCCUGGCGCGGCGGGGCUGGUUCCACCGAUUCCCUACCAGCACCAGCAAGCAUUCCUACCUCUGCCCGUUCACCAUCCGGCUCUGCACGUGCUGCCACCAUUGCCUCCGGUGCCACCAGUACCGCCCAUGGUGCUCGGCGGAGAGCGACGCAGCAGCAAACCGCCGGCGGUGUCGUCGCCAUCGAGUUUCAGCAUCGACAGCAUCAUGGGAACGAAGCACCAACAGCCUCGUCUCGAUGACGUUGGAGUGCUUACAGGAUUUUGCAGACCUUGCCUGCAGCCAUGGCCCCCUCGAUGAUUUGUCCGAAGCACACUCGAAAGAAGCUAUAUCCUGGCAAAGCCGUGCCGUGCCGCUCUGCUCGUCACUCACGACGCUUUCAAUGCAACUCUUCAGUUCGAAGAUUCUGUCAGGGCUCUCUCGCUGGCUGCUGCACGUUCACUCAGCAAUUAAGGACCUACGUGUGAAGCCUGAUGGUGGCUUGCACGGAGAGCCACCUCAAUGCAACGCGUGAUGACAGUGCGGUUUCAGCUGAUACCAACCUUGCGGGAGGGUCCCACUGGAAGGACAACCGUUCUGCGCGGGGCAACAAACUUUUCUUAAGGAUGACCUUGAGAGACACCUCUUGCCGUUGGCGGUGCGUGGUUGCUUAUUGUCGCCGCGGACCGUGACGUCGUUUCGUGGGGCUUCGCACUACAGCCCCUCGCACCAUCCGGCCCCGGACACGUCCUGAAGAGUAAGUCCCUUGGCGAAGACUUUGCUGAACUUUGGCGACAGGAAGCGUGUGCUUCGAACUGGAACUAUACUUCGCGGGAGCUGUGUAGCUUACAGACGGCAUCCUUCUCUGCUGUAAAUACAGUUUGCGCGCGCGCAUAGGUGUAAAUAAGUUUUCCAUUGUCGCUGAUCUGCCAAGUUAUACUGUAUACUCCGUGGUGAAUGAAUGUACCUCCUUUAAUGAACAUUUUGUAUGCAUUAUUGGCUGCUGCUAGAAGGUAGGGAACAAUGUAAACAAGUGCGGAUUCUCAAACUAUGUUAGAAAUGUGUUCCCGCAUCCGUGUUACUUUCAGAGGACAGCGGUAACAAUAUAUGGCGAACCCAACGUUACGUGAACCGGGACUAUGUGCUAAUUUUUCUUUCUUCGUUUUUCUGGCGAGUCCAUGAAAUUACUGUCAGUAGAAAUCACCGAGUGUAUUCUGCUAUAGGCGUCAUCUAGAGAGAAUAUAGUUUCCAAAAAUACUAUUACUAUGUUACAAAAUAUUGUUUCCGUGAACAAGACUGCCUCUGUAAAAUAAAGAUUGUACGUUCUCACGAAAUAUGCCUUGUUUUUCUGCGUACCGCAGUUUGCGUUCUUCUAGAAAAAAGUACAGCAGGGGCGACAUUUCACAAAAU
Molecule: messenger RNA, 2707 nt
Organism: Dermacentor silvarum
Lineage: Eukaryota; Metazoa; Arthropoda; Arachnida; Ixodida; Ixodidae
Product: forkhead box protein D1
Exons: 1
Coding region: 467-1618 (383 amino acids)
Biological process (GO): anatomical structure morphogenesis; cell differentiation; regulation of transcription by RNA polymerase II
Molecular function (GO): DNA-binding transcription factor activity, RNA polymerase II-specific; RNA polymerase II cis-regulatory region sequence-specific DNA binding
Source: RefSeq, a predicted model, not a curated record